Molecule: messenger RNA, 2465 nt
Organism: Drosophila novamexicana
Lineage: Eukaryota; Metazoa; Arthropoda; Insecta; Diptera; Drosophilidae
Gene: neo
Exons: 8
Coding region: 137-2347 (736 amino acids)
Source: RefSeq, a predicted model, not a curated record
CGGCGCUUUGAUUUGUGUGGAACAAAACGACAAUUCCGACGCAGAACCGAUAAAUAUCGAUUGACGACCGAACGCACACAGUUAGAAUUGGCAUCGAUCGUGCGCUUUGAAGAGCCCACAGCUUUUAUCCAUCAGAAUGGCCAAUGGACUGUUUAGCAAAACCUUUUUGCAACCUUUUGCGAUUGGAGUGCUGCUGCUGUGCCUGACUCGGCCUCAAGAGUCGGCGACUGUGGCCACCACCAGCCCCGAUGAACUGGCUGAUCUCGGCGAGCAGAGCACAAUAACUGACCUGCCGGAGACAACGACAGAGGUGGGCGUGACAGUCGACAUAGUGCCAGCCACCGAGACUGAGAAUCGAAACGCGGGCUUUGAUCUGUCAGCCGAUAUAGAUGCGGAGUCCAAGGACGCAGUGCAUCUAAGCGAGCAGGAGCUCUACUUGAACAAUGCGCUCUGUGAAACGGAUAAAGUCGGUUUCGAAAUUGUGACUGGUUAUGUAUUUUCCGCUCCUGGCAGGCUUUUGGAUUCCCUGCCUGGCACUUUGAUGCUAACAGAUUGUCUCGCAACUUGCCUCAAGAACAAAACCUGUCAGUCCGUCAACUAUGAGACUGGCCUCUGCGUGUUAUUUUCAGCGCAUGCCGAUCAGCUGCCAGGCGCCUUGACGAAAUCGCAAUUUCCUGUUUUCACAAUCUAUGCGCAGAAGUCUUGCCUCUCCGCGAAGCCCUGCUCACGGGCCUGGUUCGUCGACCGUGUACAAAAUUAUAGGUUGAAGUCGGAAGUAAAACGCAGCGUCCCAGUCGGUUCCCGGCGCGAGUGCUUCGAGCUCUGCCUGAGCGAAACGGAAUUUACCUGCAGAUCUGCGAACUAUAAGAAAUCAUCAGGCGCCUGCGAGCUGAGUGAAAUGGACCGUUCCACAUUGGCUGGCACGAAUGCCUUCCAGGUCACGGAGGGCACGGACUAUCUGGAAAACCAUUGCAUCGAGGAGCCAAACAAGCUGUGCGAAUUCAAGCGAUUGCCCGGACGCAUCCUAAAGACGGUUGACUCCGUGUAUCAGGAAGUGAGCAGUGUGGAUGAGUGCCGCGAACUGUGUCUCAAUUCGCCAUACAGAUGCCACUCGUAUGACUACAACGAUACGGGCGACAUGGUCUGUCGUCUGUCGCAUCACAGCCGGGCAACACUGACAGACGUGCAGGAUCCCUACCUGGAGGUGCCGGAGGCAUCCACCUAUGAGCUCGCCUCCUGCUACAAUGUGACCAUCGAGUGUGGCGGCGGCGACAUGUUGGCCCGCAUACGCACCUCCAAGCUGUUCAGCGGCAAGGUCUAUGCCAAGGGUUCGCCCAGGUCGUGCGCGGUCGAUGUGCGCAGCGCCUUGGACUUUGAGCUGCGCAUGAACUACCAUGACCUGGAGUGCAAUGUGCGCCAGAGCCAGAGUGGGCGCUACGUGAAUGACAUUAUAAUACAGCAUCAUGACAUGAUUGUCACCUCCUCCGAUCUGGGCCUGGCGCUGGCCUGCCAAUACGAUCUGAGCAACAAGUCUGUGAGCAACGGGGUCAACUUGGAUGUGCGCGGCGAUCUAACGCCCGCGCUCUCGGAGGAGGUGAUUGUGGACUCGCCGAAUGUAAUCAUGCGCAUCACCUCACGCGACGGUUCCGACAUGAUGCGCUCUGCCGAGGUGGGCGAUCCGUUGGCCCUGAAAUUCCAAAUUAUGGAUGAGCAGAGUCCAUACGAGAUUUUUGUACGCGAACUGGUCGCUCUCGAUGGUGUGGACAAUUCGGAGAUCACGCUGAUCGACUCGAAUGGCUGCCCCACAGAUCACUUCAUAAUGGGCCCCAUCUACAAAAGCGAUGGCUCCGGCAAGGUGCUGCUCUCCAACUUCGACGCCUUCAAGUUCCCCUCCAGCGAAGUUGUCCAAUUCCGUGCCCUGGUCACGCCCUGCAUGCCCAGCUGUGAGCCUGUGCAAUGCGAUCAGGAGGACACCAGCGGCGAGUAUCGAUCCCUGCUCUCCUACGGACGCAAGCGUCGAUCAUUGAAUACAACAGCCUCCUUCGAUAUGCGACGGAAACGUGAGCUUAAUGCGCCCACAGACAUGCUGCUUGUGCAGUCCAUACAAAUCACUGACAAAUUCGGCUUCGAUGAGCAGCAGAGUCGUAAAUCCAGUAUCGGUGGCUACUCGGAAAAUAAUGAAACGGAAUUUACAACUGCCAAUCCGGGCCGCGGCUUUUGUGUGAAUGCAUUUGGACUCAUCACGGCCGCCACAUUUUUCCUACUUACUCAACUGGCUAUCAUUGGCAUUUGGACCUUUUGCUAUCAGCGUCGGCAGAAACUCCAGUCGUACCAGCACUCGUAUUAGGUCUUUCAGUUUCGCUCUCAAAUCGAACAAGUUAAUUUCGGGAGGUGCGAACCGCAGAUAACGGGAUAAAUAUAUCUACUUGGGCUGCCUUGGAAAUUUGUCUUGUCUAGUCAGUGCU